AUGGAUUUGGCGGAGAAGCAACCACGCCCACAUUCGGACCUUCCAUCUUCCUCAACCUCCGCGGACAGCCAUACCUACGCCAACAAUAUGGAGGCAAAAGAGAGAGUCAUUGAGGAACCGGAUACCUGUCGAAUAUGCCGGGGAGAGGGCUCAGAGGAGGAACAGCUCUUCUAUCCCUGCAAAUGCAGCGGCAGCAUCAAGUAUGUCCACCAGGCUUGCUUGGUGGAAUGGCUGUCGCAUUCCCAGAAGAAGUACUGUGAGCUUUGCAAAACGCCUUUUCAUUUUACAAAACUAUACGACCCACAUAUGCCACAGGCCCUUCCGACUCCCUUGUUCAUAAGGCAAUUGUCGAUUCGUUGUUUUCGUACCAUUGUAACAUGGCUACGAUUCGUCCUGGUCGCCUUCGUCUGGCUUGGGUGGCUACCAUGGUCUAUGAGGGCAAUCUGGAGGGGUCUCUUUUGGUUAGCAGAUGGCCACUGGUCGGACACCGAAAUUUCCAGAAGGCAAGCCUUGGGGCGCCUUAAUCAGCUGGUAUCGAAUGCCACUGUGUCUGUGGAUGCUGUGAUGCUUGCAACGGGUAGUUCUACGCGAACUGGUUUGCCUUCAGCAGAGUCGGAUGCUUCGUCAAUCAACACGAUCUCUGACAUUGCCGAGCCCCUUAUGCUCUCUCUGGUGAAGAGGACGCUUUCUGCCCUGCUCAUCCCCGCUAGUUCAUCGAGUGCUAGCCCAGUUAACUCAAGCUUGUCAGAUAUGACAACUGGGUCUGCUAAGUUGCGCCAUCCGUCUUGGCUAUCUGAUGUUAAGUUUCUAAACACACUAACUCCAUCACCUACUAUUAACAAUAUUCUCAUUGAUACCUUAGAGGGCCAAUUGAUAACUUCACUCAUCGUCAUAUCAUUUAUUUUAAUUUUCUUGAUCCGUGAGUGGGUUGUCCAGCAACAGCCGAUGGCCAACAUUGCAGAGGGGGAGCGCGAAGCAGCGGUUCAAUUAAUAGCCAAUAACCGUCCACAACGGGAGGUUGAAGCUCCCGAGCCUCAACGCGAGCCUCCGCUGCCGCUCUUGCAAGGAGAAGAGCAAUCCCUUGAUGGGGAGAUGGAUGAGAAUGUCGAGCAUUUCCCUGACGACGGUGAACAUGAUGCUCAACCUGGCAACUCAGAUCAGUUCGAUGUGCAUGCGGUACCCCCGUCGCUCGGAAGUAACGACCCAGUUCGCUUGAGAGACAUGUAUUCAGCAGGCUCAUCAUCGUCUCUUGUACGUGGUGUCACUGUCGAUGACGAAUCUGACAUUGGGCACUUAUUCGGACAGCCACCUAACCAAACCGAUUCUGUAUGGCCAGGUUUGGAGAUGUUCAAGGAUUUCUGGACCCGUGGCAACGGAGACCCCGAGGAAGUAGUUAGAAUGAUUCGGGAAGAAGGUUACCAGGAGGAACUGGAUUGGGUUAUUACCGCCUUGUCAAGACCUCACCAACAGUCUAUGUCGACAUCACAGACUUUUGACGUCGCUGGCGCCAUCGAUGCAGCGGAACAUGACGAUGCAGGAAUAGCAGUAGUUGGGCAGUCUUCACAACUAACAGCUCAACAUGACCCGAGCAAUAUCGCUAUUGACGCAGGCAGUGGCCAGUUCUCAGAACCCUCUAAUAACCCUUUUGCCGAUGACCUGGGCACGGGUUCGUUGCUUCGUGCCUCUCACGAGCAGGAACCGCCGGAAAGCGAUCGUCCGGCUUCAGGGGCCAAUGAAGUUCACGUCAACCAAGAGGAUCACGUCCCCGAUGGUAGAACCGUUGAUGAGCUACCAAAUACCAACGGAGAGUCUGAAAAUACACAACGAAACUCAACAACGAAUGCCCCUCCUGCACCACCAAAGAGCUUCACACAAAGAAUUUUCGACUGGUUUUGGACUGAUAUCACCCCAGCUGGACCCACCGAGGAGAACCAGAACCGGGAUGAUGAACAUGUGGUCGAAGAUCCAGCUCUCGAAGCCCCUUUCAUACCGGUACGGAAUAAUCAACAUAUUGCGAAUGCGCGUGUGGCGGAAGAGGCAGAUGCAGGUCCGAUCUUGGAGGGCGCUGGAGCUGAUGCGAACGAUGUGGAUGUAAUCGAGGAUGGUGACGAUCUAGAGGGAAUAAUGGAACUUAUUGGCAUGCAGGGUCCAAUAUUCGGACUUCUACAGAAUGCUGUUUUCAGUGCCCUCCUUAUCUCUUUCGCAAUGGCGAUCGGUAUUUGGCUUCCUUAUUUAUGGGGCAAAAUUGCAGUCGUCCUUUUGGCUAAUCCAAUCCAAUUAUUUUUUGGUGUCCCUAUGGCUGCCAUUUCGGUCGUUGCAGAUAUAGCACUUGACACGCUUAUCGGAAUCCUAGGGUAUAUCAUAUACUGGGUCAGUCUUACUUUCAGGGUGCUAGUUAGUCCUCUGAGCUCUCUCGUUCCUCUAGGUGAUUGGAUUCCACAAAGCAAGUCCGUUACCAGCGCAUCGCUGUCCCUCAUUGAUGCUAGCAGUCGCCGCUUGGGGAAAGUUGUCAGCGCAUUUUUCAUGUUCCACGAAUCGGACAUUCCCAUGUUUUCGGUUAUUUCUCAUCAGGCAUUGAAAGUGCAUGAGGCCCGCGUUUUGAGUGUCAUUGGGGCGACGUUUGCAUUCAGUAAAUUUGUUUUCUAUGACUUUCCUCUUUGCAUCAUUUCGCUCGGAUCUCAAGGGCUAACAUCAGCCGGAAACGGUUUCGAUGUGAAGGAUCUCCUUGACCUACUCAAGCAGUCCUGCAGUCUUGGUGCUUCCUAUCUCGUUUCAAUAGGAAGAAAAAGCUGGCUCAAUCUAAGAACAUCUUCGGUUGCCUCUGCAGAUGUUCCUCUGGACUAUGGACUGGCAGUGUGGGACACGAAGGAUCGAGUGAUAGCCAUAAUAAUGGGCUAUGCGCUUGCUUCUGUCAUAGGCAUCUUCUAUCUUCGAAUUGCUGGCCUACUUUCCGGCACGGGCCAUGGGCAGAGAAUUGAGGGUCUUGUUGCAGAGACACUUCGGCAAGCCGGCGGAGUCAUGAAAGUCAUCCUUAUUAUCGGAAUCGAGAUGUUUCUGUUUCCGCUAUAUUGCGGCUCACUUCUCGAUCUUGCGUUGUUACCUCUCUUUGACAAUGCCUCUAUUGCUUCUCGGAUGGAUUUUGCUGCAUCAUCUCCGGCAACGUCCCUUUUCGUUCAUUGGUUUAUCGGCACUUGUUAUAUGUUCCACUUCGCUCUUUUUGUCUCCAUGUGUAGAAAGAUCAUGAGAAGUGGCGUCCUGUAUUUCAUCCGUGACCCCGAUGAUCCAACAUUCCACCCUGUGCGUGAUGUCUUGGAGCGGAGCAUUACAACGCAACUCCGCAAGAUUGCUUUUAGCGCCUUGGUCUAUGGGGCAUUGGUUAUUCUUUGUCUUGGGGGCGUUGUGUGGGGGUUGUAUGCUGCAUUUGACGGACUACUCCCUAUUCAUAUGUCCUCUACUGCCCCCAUUCUCGAAUUCCCCAUUGAUUUACUGUUCUAUAACUUUGUUGUGCCGUUGGCUAUUCGGUCAAUCAAGCCCUCUGAUGGGUUUCAUGGUGUAUUCGAUUGGUGGUUCCACAAGUGUGCUCGGCUCUUGCGGUUAACCGACUUCUUCUUCGGCGAGAGGCGGCUGGACGAGGAAGGCCAUCAUGUCCGACGAACUUGGAGAGAUGUCUUAUUACGAAAACAGGGAGAUGUUGAACGCCCUGUCCUGGAUGAACAGCAAAAAGCCCGUGCUGAUGAACAGGGUCACGAUGCAUACUUCGUCCGAGAUGGGAAGUAUGUCCGAGCCCCAGCUUCAGACCAGGUCCGCAUCCCAAAGAACCACCUAGUAUUCUUGGAGGUGACGGAAAGCAACGAGCCCAUUGACGGGGAACCAGAUCCAGAUGAGGGACUGCAUGGUCGGGCUAACGACAUGUUCACCAAGGUCUAUAUUCCCCCGUCAUUCAAAACGCGAAUUGUAGCCUUCAUCAUUUUGAUGUGGCUCUUUACGGCCGCCACUGGGGUAGGCGUCACUGUUAUUCCGUUGGUUAUUGGUCGGAAGAUGAUAUCGUCAUAUUUCCCCAGCGAGGUAUCUGUAAAUGAUGUGUACGCCAUAUCCACCGGUCUGUGUAUGGUUGGUGCGGUUGCCUAUGCAGUCAUAUUUUGCCGCGACAGAUCCGCCAUGAUAAUCGAGCGUAUACGCCCGUUUGUACGCUCUCCGCAAGAUGCCUGCCUUGCAGUCGGUGGAGUUGCUCUACAGGGAGUCCGCUUGGUCUAUAUUUCCUUUGCCUUCUCCGUGCUGCUGCCAUUCCUUUUUGCUAUGGUCAUUGAGCUCUACGUUCUGAUACCCUUACAUACGUAUUUUGGUCCGGGUGAAGGGCACGUUAUUUACUGCAUGCAGGACUGGGCACUGGGUGUUCUGUACCUCCAAAUGGCCAUCAGAUUCAUCUUGUGGCACUCCACCUCACGGCCUGCCGCGGCCUUGAGGGCCAUUUUCCGCGAGGGAUGGUUAAGACCUAACGUGACACUGGCCACUCGGGCAUUUAUCCUCCCUGCCUCACUCCUGGCGGAGAUUGCGGUGAUUAUGCCGCUCAUUUUGGGAUUCACGGUCGAACUAGCGGUCUCGCAGUGGGUACGUGGGGACAAGCCGUCGAUAAUUUACCGCUACUCAUAUCCGGUGACAUUCGCUUUGGGUCUGGCUGUCUGGCUGGGCUAUCUCAUUCGCCGUCAGGUGGAUAUUUGGAGAGCUCACAUCAGAGAUGAUGUGUAUCUGAUUGGGGAACGACUACACAACUUCAGCGACAAGCGAAUAAGAGACGAUCGGGUCUCUCAGUGA
Messenger RNA from Monascus purpureus, 4812 nucleotides. Lineage: Eukaryota; Fungi; Ascomycota; Eurotiomycetes; Eurotiales; Aspergillaceae. The record is from the annotation of a GenBank genome assembly.